Messenger RNA from Menidia menidia (Atlantic silverside), 5399 nucleotides. The record is from the annotation of a GenBank genome assembly. Lineage: Eukaryota; Metazoa; Chordata; Actinopteri; Atheriniformes; Atherinopsidae.
AUGGAGAGAAUGGCACUUGGCGUGCCCACCGCUUCCUACUGCUCUCCUCGCCGUCUUGUUUACUCGUGCAGCCUGACAGCAGCAGAGACGAAGCGUCGAGUUCCAGGCACUAAAGAAAGAAUGAGUCUUUUUCAUCGUCUGGCACCUUUCAUGUCAGAGGGAACUGAUCCCUGCAGGCACACGAAUGAACAUCCAAAAGUCUGUCUGUCGCGUCCUUUGGCUCUGUCUUCCCCUGUGGUCAAGAAGAAGACAAUUCAGAUUCCAUCUUUUGAUGAGAGGGGGCUCAUCUUUGAGAGGCAUAACGCAAAACUGUCAACAGCCGAGAGAUCAUGUGAUUCGGUUUUCGCCAAGACGUCUGUCCCGAGCUCAUGGAGUAAAGCGUGUCGGCAGAGAGACAGCGGAGAGAGGGCUUCAACCCUUCCAAGGGUAAAAUCCAAAGCACACAGCUCUCAGUCCCUCUCUGCAAAGCCCAGCAUCGCUAUCUCUCCUGCACCAGAGCCAAAUUCCCCUCCCACUCCCCCCCUUCUCAAAUCAAAGCCAAGCAGUUCUCUUCAUCUCCCAGCUUCGCGGUCGAUGGAUUUUUCCCCAAUACUGCACCGGCCCGAGCCAAAGCCCAGCGUGUCCCCGACGCUGACCGUCCCGACACCCAGACUCAGUCCGUCCCCGACCUCCCAAAACUCGGACGGGCCAGGAGGCCGCCAGCCUUCUCCCGUCGCCAGAGAGAGACGCGCCCGAUGUAUCCCCAUCUCGAAUACCAAAGUGGAGCCUUUAGGGGUGGCGAAACAUGAAGUUCUCGACCAGGGAGCCUUGCUGGACUUCACUCGUCCCGGGGCGAGAAGAGCUCGUCCCGCGAUGAGCAGAGAGUCCCGACAUCAAACCCACGCACCUCACAAUCCCAGAUUACUGCUAAAUCAAGUUGAAACAAACGAAAAUGAAGACACUGCCAAAAAUAAACCACAAACACCGACUGUGAAUUCAGACAAUGCCGCAAUGCCUAAAUCAAACAUCAAACAGCAGCGAAAAUGUCAAUCAAGCGAUUCAGCAGAGUGCUCUGAAGUCGUUUACAGAGGCUCACAGCCAGGGUUUUAUGGACUGGCUAGGCAGGAGAGCAGUUAUCCCCAAAGCUCAGAUUUUAUCUCCAGUCACCAAUCACGUGAAGAAAUGUACUCUGGGAAAAGCAUGGCUCUCAAAAAGUCAGCAGGGCCUCCUUUAAGUCUCUUCUCAGCCAACAGUGAAACGAGGGGAAAACAGCUUGAUCUGCUUAAUGAAACACCGGCGGUUCCAUCAAGGCCUAUCCACAGAAGGCCGUGGGACGUAAACGAAAGAAAGACGUCUUUAGGGAACUCGCCUGAGCCUUUUCAACAAGUUGGUGAGUCUCAAAGCAUCGAGGCUCUUCAUAAAGGCAGAUUCUCAUCGGAGAGCCGGGAUCUCACUGCCCAGAUGGAUGGAAAGUGUUCGGUAAUCCGGCCUCCCUGUGUGUCAAAGGAUUACAGCUGCCAGUCAAGGGUAAUCGAUCUGCAAUCGGAAGACGCUCAGUGCGCACACGGAUUAAAUAGAUUUAAGACACGUCUGUUGGCAUCUCAGACCCGUGAGGCCUCCCAUCCAACGUCCAGGGGAGCCGUAUUAAAGCCUGACCUACAGCCUCAUCGGUGUCGUUCAAAUCAAGAAAACACCCCAGAGCAACACAACAGCCACCUGGAGCGCGACGCCAGGGGGAAAAGUCUGAAUCACACUGAUGUUUCAGGACCACCUGACCACCACGUGGUGCCAAAACAAUUGCUGGAACAUCCCGGGCGCCCAUCCGUGGCACCCGGCCUGUUCGACACAAACAGCUUUGGCAGCGGCUCAAAGAGGGUAUUCGAUUUGCCACAGGACAGAAUAUACCAGAGGCCAUAUUCAGCAACUUCUGCUCAAAUGCAUCAGCUUAGGUACUCUGUCACAGAUAGAGCGUUUAUUACGGAGGAUUCGGAGGAUCCCUAUUAUGUCACCAUGUACUACCCAGGUUCAGUGUAUGUGGACAUGUCAGACAUCGUUCCACCAGAAGUUAGACCCAAACCAGCUGUCCCAGCAAAGCCCCCAAACGUGGGGGCUCCCUCUCCUUCUAACCCUUUCCCGCCCCAGGGGCCAGGUAUUGGAGGAGGUGGCAUUUCUGCUCUACCUCCAAGCGCCAUUCCAGUUCCCAUCGGAAGUCAUGGUUCUGGACACGGGGGCAAUCACAUUGUGGGUCACAGUGUGGGGCAUGCUCCCGGCCACACUGGGAGCCACGUUGCGGCGCACAGCGGAGGUCACAGCCACGGAGGUACCCACGGAGGUCCUCACGGAGUUUCCCACGGAGGUUCCCACAGCACCAGUGGAGGAUCCACUCUACUAGGUUACAUUGGCAUUGACACCAUCAUUGAGCAGAUGAGAAAGAAGACCAUGAAGACAGGCUUUGACUUCAACAUCAUGGUAGUUGGUCACAGUGGCCUCGGAAAGUCGACUCUGGUCAACACCCUAUUCAAGUCGCAGGUGAGCAGGAAGAGCGCAGGAUGGGGGAGAGAUGAGAAGAUCCCCAAAACCGUGGAGAUCAAGACAGUGUCUCAUGUGAUUGAGGAGGGCGGCGUGAAGAUGAAGCUGACGGUUGUGGACACGCCAGGCUUUGGAGACCAAAUCAAUAAUGACAACUGCUGGGAGCCCAUUUCCAAGCACAUCAAUGAGCAGUUUGAGAAGUUCCUGAAGGAAGAGGUCAACAUCACCAGGAAGAGGCGCAUUCCUGACACCAGAGUGCACUGCUGUCUGUAUUUCAUUUCCCCGACUGGACACUCUCUUCGGCUGCUGGACGUCGAGUUCAUGAAGCGCCUGUGCCACUCGGUCAACAUCAUUCCUGUUAUUGCUAAGGCCGACACGAUGACCAUUGAGGAGAGGCUAGAGUUCAAACAGCGGGUAAGAAAGGAGCUGGAGAUGAACGGAAUUGAGUUUUACCCCCAAAAAGAGUUUGAUGACGAUAUGGAGGACAAAAGUGACAAUGACAAGAUCAGAGAAACGAUGCCCUUUGCCGUGGUAGGGAGCGAUAAAGAAUACCAAGUGAACGGAAAACGGGUUCUGGGGAGGAAGACGCCGUGGGGAAUCGUAGAGGUUGAAAACCCAAACCAUUGUGAGUUUGCUCAACUAAGAGAUUUCCUGAUCAGGUCUCACCUGCAGGAUCUGAAGGAGGUCACUCAUAACAUUCACUACGAAACGUACCGUGCCAAGAGACUGAAUGCGAACGGAGGUCUGCACCCCAUCGCGUCCAAUGACACCCAGGAAAGCAACCUGUAGGCAGGGAAAGGAACGGGUCAGGAAUAGAGAGAAGAGUGCAGUGAAGCUUGUGGAUGAAUCUAUAUAAAAUGUUUUAAUCAUUGUCACCUCAGCGUCGCUGCAUGUAUGGGAAAAAAUUCAGCCUGUAUAAAUUGGUGUCAUUUAAAUAUUCAAGCUUCACCCGAUCCUUUACCAAGCUCCUUCUCCGUCAGACAUAUCAAUCUCUCAUCCAUCUUUGUUUUAGAUGUUAACAUUUUUCUGUAGAAAUAUAGUCAGAGACUUAGUGCCAUCACUUAAUAAACAUAACACCUACUGCCAAUGCCUAUUAAUUUCCCAUGUACCAGUAUACUCUCAGAGGGGGCCACGUUAUCAGCUGUGUGAGAGGCUUGUUUUGAAGUUUUAGUAUUCCAUAGUAACUCCCUUUGGACUUUAUACAAAGAGAAAUGUUUUUUUUAUCAUUAAAACUCAGCUUCUGGCACUAGUCAUUUAUUGUGAGCUCUGAAGCUAACUCAAAAUGGCUCCUUUUAAACUUCUUAAAACAGCAGCUGGAAGUCAUUUUACAGGCAGGAGGGCCAAAGAAGUGUUAGAAUCUUGUUUGUCAGGCAUUUCUCAAGAAGACAAUAUAUUCGAUUCCCAAACUCAGAAUAAGGGUUCAUUUUAGAGGAAAUGUAUUAUAUGGCGAUACAGCACUGAAAUGCAGCUUGUUGACGUUAUAUAUUUGAGUCCACCGGGUGAAUUAGUACUUUUGGAUUUGUACUUUCAAAAUCUUUCUCAAGGAUGAGUCAAGAAUUUAUAGAAAGACACAGUUCCGCAGGGUUGUUUCAGAAGGAAAGGAGAAAUCCUGUCACCACACUGCUUUUGUACAUCUUAUCAAAGUCACCGAGGACUUUGCUCUAGGGAUUAAAUCUUCGAUAUUCCAUAUCUAGGUUGAGCAUUAUAGAUUCAGAUAGAUCUUGCAACAUGUGUUUCCACUUUAAAGACGAUAGACUUUUUGGUUAAAUUCAUUUAAUCUCAAAUAUUCUUUAACCGGAUUAUAGAUUUAAAUUUUCUUGGAGAUAUUGAUGGUUUUGAAAGAUUUUUUUUUUUAUUUAACAUCUAGGCACUCUAGAAAAAACUAUUUAAUUUUUUGGCAGGUGACAGGAAAAGAUAUUGCUUAAGAAGUAGGUUUAUGUCUCGCGAAAUACACAUGAACACAUCAGAGGCAUCUAGAUGUGGUUGCCAUUUGUAGAAUCUAAAUUUCUCUCGCUCACCACUAGGUGGAAGCACCUAUUAACGUUAAAGCAGUGGAAUCACAGAGACACUUUGACCAAUUUGUGUUUGCCUCAGGUGUGUUCAGUCAUUGAGGUUGUUUUUUUUCUCAUAGUCCUUUUUUCGUUUGGAGUAAUUUUACCAUUAUUUUUACAGCACUUAUACCCUCCACUAAUGCCAGUGGUAGCCAACAUAUCUGUUUCAGGUUUACAUGAAACUUUAAUAUGACCCCAUUGUGAAACACUUGAGUUGUCAACAUGUUUACCAAGUUGUCAUCAGGAAAUUCUACAUUUAUAUUGUUCUGCCAUGUACAGUCCGCAGUGGAGAACAAAUAUGCCAAAACUACAGAUGCAAUUAAUAUUUCAGUAUUAAUUCAAUUUUCAGUUUAAAAAGUAAACCAUGUUUUUUUUAUUAUGUUUAUAUGAACUGUGUGACAAAACAUUAAUAGUUGUGAUUUUGGUGUAUUUACAGGUGUUAAAGCAGAAAUUGUGAGACACUGUUAAAGAACAAUCUCUUUCUGUUAUACUUGUGCUUGCAUGCCCGUGUCCAUUCUGCCUGUGUGCUUACAGCAAGUUAUUUUGCUUAUCACUGCAACUUUACAACAACUUACUGGUUUUGAAUGUGCAAUGUGUGCAUUCAAACUGAUUUAUCAUAAGAUGAAACACUGCAAUGACUACAAUGUUUACCCCUUAAACAAAAGCAAUGACCCACCACACAUCACAUCACUUACGCCAUUUCCCAUAACUUCAGUGUAUUUAAUGGCCGUUUGUUGCUGUGAUACAUUUUAGUCAUAAUUUCCUGUGUCAUAUGGAGUUAUUUUUACAUUGGUGUAUUAUUCUUGUAAUUUAUUCUUUAUUUAAUAAAAACACUUGCCC